AUGGACGCCAUACCACCGCUACUCUUCCUCGCCCUCCUCCUUCUCCCGGUCGCGCACUGCUUGCCGUUGCCGCGACAAUCCUACCACCUCGAGCUCGCCCGGGUUGACGCCCUGGACACCGAGAACCUCAACCUCACCGACCACGAGCUCCUCCGGCGCGCCAUCCAGCGCAGCCGGGACCGUCUGGCCAGCAUCAUGCCCCGCGUGUCCCCGUCCCGCAACCGCAAGGUCGUGGUGGCCGAGGCCCCGGUGCUGUCGGCCGGCGGCGAGUACCUGGUGACGCUGGGCAUGGGCACGCCGCAGCACAGCUUCACGGCGGCCAUCGACACAGCCAGCGACCUCAUCUGGACGCAGUGCCAGCCCUGCGUCAAGUGCUACAAGCAGCGGGACCCCGUGUUCAACCCCGUGGCCUCCACCACCUACGCCGUCGUGCCGUGCAACAGCGACACGUGCGACGAGCUGGACACCCACCGCUGCGGCAACAGCGGCAAUAGCGGCGACGACGAUGACGACGUGUGCCAGUACACCUACACGUACGGCGGGAACGCGACGACGAGGGGCACCCUGGCCGUCGACAGGCUGGCCAUGGGCGACGACGUGUUCCGCGGCGUCGUGUUCGGCUGCAGCAGCUCCAGCGCCGGCGGCCCGCCGGCGCAGGUGUCAGGCGUCGUGGGCCUCGGCCGCGGACCCCUCUCGCUGGUGUCCCAGCUCUCGGUGCGGAGGUUCAUGUACUGCCUGCCCCCGCCCGUGUCCAGGAGCGCGGGGAGGCUGGUCCUCGGCGCCGACGCCACCGCCGUGCGCAACGCGUCGGACAAGGUCGUGGUGCCGAUGACGACCAACCCGCGGUACCCGUCCUACUACUACCUCAACCUCGACGGGCUGUCCAUCGGCGACAGGGCCAUGACCAUGGUCCGAAGCAGCAGCAGCAGCAGCAGCAGCAGCAACAACAACGCGACGACGCCCGGUUCGUCCAACUCAAGCGUGGCGGCGUCUCCUCCCGUGUCCGACAGCGGGGACGGUGGCGGCGGCACGGGCCCGGACGCGUACGGGAUGAUCAUCGACAUCGCGUCGACGAUCACGUUCCUGGAGGAGUCGCUGUACAACGAGCUGGUGGACGACCUGGAGGAGGAGAUCAGGCUGCCGCGCGGGUCCGGGUCGAACCUGGGGCUGGACCUCUGCUUCAUCCUGCCGGAGGGGGUGCCGAUGAGCCGCGUGUACGCGCCGCCGGUGUCCAUGGCCUUCGAAGGGGACUGGGUGAGGUUUGAGAAAGAGCAGGUGUUCGUGGAGGACAGGGAGAGCGGGAUGAUGUGCCUCAUGAUGGGCAAGACGGACGGGGUGUCCAUCCUCGGCAACUACCAGCAGCAGAACAUGCAGGUCAUGUACAACCUGCGCCGGCAGAGGAUCACCUUCGUCAAGACCGUCUGCGACUCCGUGCCGUAG
Molecule: messenger RNA, 1440 nt
Organism: Lolium rigidum
Lineage: Eukaryota; Viridiplantae; Streptophyta; Magnoliopsida; Poales; Poaceae
Product: aspartyl protease 37-like
Exons: 1
Coding region: 1-1440 (479 amino acids)
Cellular component (GO): extracellular region
Source: RefSeq, a predicted model, not a curated record